CCCCCCGGCUGCCAUCCCCCCGGCCGCUGCAUUUGCCCUGUCAGUGAGGAGACCACUGUGUGGAUGCCUGCACGACUGGACUAACAGGUCACCCGCUCGCUCGAUGGGGAUUAACGUCGGACCCCCUGUGCGUGUCACCCUCCCACCUCUCUGCAGCAAGAAAGACAACUUUAGCACCUCUUCAGUAAUCAUGAUGAAACUGGUAUUAACUGAAUGGCAAUUAUGGAUUUUUAACUCUAACUCGCAGUAAACCAGCAAGCCACAUGCGUGAGACCCAACCCAAACCCACUCCGUGUUGCCACGCGCCUGCGACGUUUGAGCAGGCCAAGAGACCGGCUCGUCCAGAGAGGAUUCCACGCGUGCCCUCGCCUGCCCCCUGGGGAACACCACCGGAGCAGGGGGAGAAGCCGGUUUAAUUUAUCCACACAGAUAGACCGUAGUCCUAUUUAUAUAGGUAGAGCAAAGAUAUAUAUAUAUCUAUAUAUACGUACACACACACAUUUAUUUUCCUGGUGGGGAUGAGAAUGGCCCCGCAGAAUGCCGACCCAGAAUCUAUGCAAGUUCAGGAGCUGCCGGCGCCCCUGCCGGACCUGCGGAAGGCUGCCGGCAAGGAGGCCGAGCCCCGUGACGAGACAGCCAGCGACGGCUCCGUUGACCGCAUCCCCGUGCGCCUCUGGGUGAUGCACGGUGCCGUGAUGUUCGGCCGCGAGUUCUGCUACGCCAUGGAGACAGCCCUGGUCACGCCCAUCCUGCUGCAGAUCGGCCUCCCGGAGCAGUACUACAGCCUGACCUGGUUCCUGAGCCCCAUCCUCGGCCUCAUUUUCACACCCCUCAUCGGCUCUGCCAGUGACCGCUGCACGCUGAGCUGGGGCCGCCGCCGGCCCUUCAUCCUGGCCCUGUGCAUCGGUGUCCUCUUCGGCGUGGCCCUCUUCCUCAAUGGCUCGGCCAUAGGUCUGGCCCUCGGUGACAUCCCCAGCCGGCAGUCCAUCGGCAUCGUCCUCACGGUCCUGGGGGUGGUGGUCCUGGACUUCAGUGCAGACGCCACGGAAGGGCCCAUCCGCGCCUACCUGCUGGAUGUGGUGGACAGUGAGGAGCAGGACAUGGCCCUCAACAUCCACGCCUUCUCUGCUGGCCUCGGGGGCGCCAUCGGCUACGUGCUGGGCGGCCUAGACUGGACGCAGACCUUCCUGGGCGCCUGGUUCCGGACCCAGAACCAGGUGCUGUUCUUCUUCGCGGCCAUUGUCUUCUCGGCCUCCGUGGGCCUGCACCUCUUCAGCAUCGAGGAGGAGCAGUACAGCCCCCAGCAAGAGCACAGCCCCGAGGAGGCCAAGGCCCUGCCUCCCCGCGCCGGCCCGUCAGACAGCGGCCACCGCGGUGGCACCCUCUUCCCAGACGAGGUGCAGUCCGAGCACGAGCUGGCCCUGGACUACCUCGAAGUGGACAUCGUGCGCAGCAAGAGCGACUCGGUGCUGCACGUGCCUGACGCCACCGUGGAGGUGGAGUCUGAGCUGCUCUUCCUGCAGGACAUCGAGCCCUCCAUCUUCCACGACGCCUCUGUCCCCAGCACGCCGCACAGCGCCGGCACCAGCCAGGAGCUCACCCAGGCCAGGCCGCCCCGCCCGGCCUCCUUGCUCAGGGACGGUCCCCGGGAGGACACCGUGCUGCUCGGCCCCCGCGCGGACGAGGCCAAGGUCCCCAACGGCAGCGGCUCUCCGCUGAGGGGUGGCUUCGGCAGCUACGCCCCUAUCGACCUGAAGCCCUCGACGGCGCCCGGCUCCGUGCGGCGGCGGCGGCACGUGUUCCGCCGGCAGGCCUCCAGCACCUUCUCCUACUUCGGCAAGGUCGGCUCCCACCGCUACCGCUUCCGGCGGGCCAACGCCGUGGUGCUUAUCAAGCCCUCCCGCAGCAUGAACGACCUCUACGACCUGCAGCAGCGGCAGCGGCAGCGGGGCCGCCGCCGCCACCCGAGCGGGGCCACCACGUCCAGCGGGGACACGGAGAGCGAGGAGGGCGAGGGCGAGACCACCGUGCGGCUGCUCUGGCUGUCCAUGCUGAAGAUGCCAGCCGAGCUCACGCGCCUGUGCCUCUGCCACCUGCUCACCUGGUUCUCCGUCAUCGCCGAGGCCGUCUUCUACACCGACUUCAUGGGCCAGGUCAUCUUCGAGGGCGACCCCAAGGCGCCCUCGAACUCGACGUCCCUACAAGCCUACAACGAUGGCGUGAAGAUGGGCUGCUGGGGCCUGGUCAUUUAUGCUGCCACUGGGGCCAUUUGCUCAGCUCUGCUACAGAAGUACCUGGACAACUACGACCUGAGCAUCAGAGUGAUCUACGUGCUGGGGACGCUGGGCUUCUCCAUGGGCACCGCCGUGAUGGCCAUGUUCGCCAACGUCUACGUGGCCAUGGUCAUGAUCAGCACCAUGGGCAUCGUCUCCAUGAGCAUCUCCUACUGCCCCUACGCCCUGCUGGGCCAGUACCACGAGACCAAGCAGUACGUCCACCACAGCCCCGGGAACUCAAAGCGAGGGUUUGGCAUCGACUGCGCCAUCCUGUCCUGCCAGGUGUACAUCUCCCAGAUCCUGGUGGCCUCGGCCCUCGGGGGCGUGGUGGAUGCCGUGGGCACCGUCCGAGUCAUCCCCGUGGUGGCCUCCGUUGGCUCCUUCCUGGGCUUCCUGGCGGCCACAUUCCUGGUCAUCUACCCCGACACUGCUCAGGAGGGGCAGGAAGGGCUGACGACUCAGCCGGCCAGCGAUGACCCUGCCAAGCCCACUGUCCUGAAGCUCUCUCGGAAGGGGGGCCCCCAAGGGCCAGUGGAGACCGAGUCCAUGGUCUGAUGGCUCCCUGCACACAUUCCGGGGGGCAGUGGGCAGGUGCCGAGGCCACUGAGCAGACAACGCCGUGCAGGUGCAGUGGCCGCGCAUAGUUGUAGGGUAGGGUAGGUUUGCUCCACUAGGCAAAAAUGCCCCCCUAAGCCCCCCUCCCAACAAUUUAAAACAAAAUCAUUUGAAAUAUUUUUUAAUUGAAAAAGACCUUUUAAUUUCAGCCCCGGCCUUCUACCCUGCAGGCGUGUUAUUCUGCAUGUUUUAGGGCAGCUUAGGUUGGCAUUGCAGGCAAUGAGAGCUUGGGAGAGAGGACACCUGUGCAUUCCCCGCGACAGCGCCACCCCAGAACGCCCAACUCCCUCCACCGCGCCCGGACGACAGGCCUGGCCGGCCUGGCUGAGGACCCCGCUGGGACACGCAGGCGGGGCGGGCAGAGGAGACUGGCCCUGUCCUCCCCAGUAGGCUGGCUGCUUCUGCCACAACCCUCGGCACUUGCCCCAUUGGAGGGGCUUUUUGUUUUCGGUUAUUUGUGGGGAAAGAAUGUUUUUCCUUUGAUGGUUUGACACGCUGGGCUGCCCUCUUGAAGCGGACACCAAAGUUAGGGCAGGCAGAUGCCAGGAAAGGGGGGUGCCAACAGACUGGCCCACCUCUGCACCCACUCCCUGGAUCCAGGAAGAGACCCUGGUCGCCUGCCACCUGUAAUGAGGGGAGCCGGCUUCCGGCCCAGCACGGCCCUUGGACCGACAGACCGCGUGUCACUAAGGCCUACCUCAGGGUGGGGACAGCCGGCCAGGGCAGGGGCUCUCCCGCAACAGGGAGCAGGCACGGGCAGCCCCCUGGCACUGCCCUGCGGAGAGUUUCCUGCCCCUGGUCCGUGUGGGGCCCACCUGGACUUGGCGGGGGCACUGGCGCCACCUGCCGCCGCCACGUGGAACUGUCUACGAGCCUGUUCGGAGCAGGGGUGCUCCCCCUGCCGGCGCCAGGCCGCCAGCACAUCCUGCCGCUGCUGCCAGUCGCUGUUUUUCACACCAGUGCUGAGUGCAUGAGGAUCAUGCUGCAAUACGACCAUCCUGAAGCAAAUAUAUAUAUAUAUUUCAAGAUGAAACAAAGCUGUUUUUAAAUAAAUUACUUGAAUCGUC
Messenger RNA from Echinops telfairi (small Madagascar hedgehog), 3958 nucleotides. RefSeq names its product solute carrier family 45 member 4 (gene SLC45A4). Gene Ontology annotation, cellular component: membrane. The coding region runs from base 519 to 2831 and encodes 770 amino acids. The record is from RefSeq and is a predicted model, not a curated record. Gene Ontology annotation, biological process: transmembrane transport. NCBI's taxonomy places the organism in Eukaryota, Metazoa, Chordata, Mammalia, Afrosoricida, Tenrecidae. The transcript is spliced from 8 exons. Gene Ontology annotation, molecular function: sucrose:proton symporter activity.